Molecule: messenger RNA, 635 nt
Organism: Nicotiana tabacum (common tobacco)
Lineage: Eukaryota; Viridiplantae; Streptophyta; Magnoliopsida; Solanales; Solanaceae
Source: RefSeq, a predicted model, not a curated record
AUCUGUAAGGACAGAAAAAUCAUCCAUAGACGGCUCGGUUGUGAUUUGUGAAGCAGAGAGAUGGGGAAGGCUUUCAAAAAAGAAUUUUCACACGAUGAGAGACUCGCAGAAUCACAAGAUAUAAUCGCCAAAUAUCCUGAUCGACUGCCGGUGGUGGUUGAAAGAUAUUCAAAGACUGACCUCCCUGAGAUGGAAAAGAAGAAAUACCUGGUACCCCGUGAUAUGUCCGUUGGCCAAUUUAUCCACAUUCUGAGUGGCAGACUCCAUCUGGCUCCUGGGAAAGCUCUCUACAUGUUUGUGAAUAACACCUUGCCUCACACAACAAGCUUGAUGGAGACUGUGUAUGAUUCUUUCAAGGAUAAAGAUGGGUUCCUCUACAUGUGCUACAGCAGUGAGAAAACCUUUGGUCGUGCAAAUAGUUGAGCAUAUUGUCACUCUUAGAAAGUGUACAUUGUGAACUAAAAUAUGUAAAUGGUAUCUGUAUUGCAUGUCUGGCAUGCAUGGUUCUUCUUCCUGUAAAUUCUUGCACUGGAAUGUCCAUACUCUCAACUGAAAGGGGUUAGGCUAUUGCCUUGAAUAGUUGAGAAACAGUGGUCGUAGUUGGAGAUAAAUCAUCCUAAUCUGUUGAUUUUGUU